GAUGGAGCCGAACUCACUGAAGUGGGUGGGCUCGUCUUGCGGUUUACAUGGACCAUAUAUAUUCUACAAAGCCUUUAAAUUUAACCGGGAUGGUAAACCGAGGAUUCUGUCUCUCGGAGACUUUUUCUUCGUCAGAUGUAAACCGGAGGAUCCUAUUUGCAUAGCGGAGCUUCAGCUGCUCUGGGAAGAAAGAACAAGCAAGCAACUUUUAUCAAGCUCCAAACUUUAUUUCUUACCCGAGGAUACUCCCCAGGGACGGACAGUCGGUCACGGAGAGCAUGAGGUAAUUGCAGUGUCCGAGAAGGUGAUUGUGCGGUUGGAGGACCUGGUGAAGUGGACGGUACCGGACUUCUCAGGAUGGGCCCAUGGGCUGAAGGCCGAACCCCUCAAACCCUCUGUGGUCCGGGAGCUGGGGACCAACGGGAGGCGGGAGGCCCUCCACCGAUACCGAGAGAGCACCCUGACCAGCGGACUCAACUUCAGGGACAUCCAGAGGGAGAGGGCACAGCUAGGCCAGGAGGAGGACGGCCGGAGGGUUUUGGUGCUGAGCUACCCCCAGUACUGCCGGUACCGCUCGAUUCUCGCCCGGCUCAGGGAGCAGCCGUCCUCCCUGCUCACGGACCACACGGUGCUGGCGCUGGGCGGUAUCGCCGCGCUGGGCGGGAACACGAGGAUCCUGUACUGCCGGGACACCUUCGAACACCCCGCCUUGCUGCAGAACGAGAGCAUCUGUGACGAGUUUGCACCCAACCUGAAGGGGCGACCGCGGAAGAAGAAGCUGUCAGUCUCCCAGAAGAGGGACUCCCAAGGUCCGGCUCAGGGUCAAGGUCAAGGGUCAUCAGGGUCAAGCCAGGGGUCAGCAGCAGUGACAGCUCAGGACCCCUGCAGCCCAGACAGCAAAACUCCUACCAAGGUCAAACCCAACUGUAAAAUGGUACCAAACGGCAAAAUACCCUCAGCGGCCAAACCCAAAGCCAACGGCCUCAGUAAGAAAUGCCUGGCUGAGGAGAGGGAGAAAGGGAGGGAGAAGGAAAAGGAGGACAAGAAUGAUAAGGAGGAGAGGAGAGAGGAGGAAUCAUCUGAGGAGAGCAGAGCGGAGGAGCAGGCUUUCUUGGUAGCACUCUACAAGUAUAUGAAAGAGCGAGACACGCCCAUAGAGAGGAUCCCCUUCCUCGGCUUCAAACAGAUCAACCUUUGGACUAUGUUUCAAGCUGCUCAGAAACUCGGAGGAUAUGAGUUGAUCACAGUUCGCAGACAAUGGAAGCAUGUAUAUGAUGAAUUAGGCGGGAACCCCAGCAGCACAAGUGCCGCCACGUGUACACGCAGACACUAUGAGAGGCUCCUCCUCCCUUAUGAGAGGCACAUCAAGGGAGAGAAGGACAAGCCGCUCCCCCUGGUCAAACCCAGGAAGCAGGAGGGCAGCCAGGAGAGGGCUUCAGGAGGCAAAGCCAAAGGAGUCGGGGCCAAGAAAUUGAAAGGCCCCAGCAACCCCAAGCAGGGGUGUAAAAAGGAAAAAGGGGAGACGGGGAAAAGCCAAGAGCAAUCACAGGACUCCAACGUGAAAGAGGAGAAUCGUGAGCUUUCCACAGCCAUAAAACAGGAAGCCUCUUUGAGAGACAAACCGAUUAUAAUAGAGGAAGAGGAGUUACAUCUUACCCUGAAGAAAGAGGAGUCCUUGGCGGUGGAACAGCCAUCUCCACUCUGCCUUAAAGAGCCAGACUGCAGGGCCCCUCAUGCAAGUCUGCCCCUCCACAGAGGGCCCAGUCCCCAGCCUGAAUGGAGGCAGAUCAGCGAGGCCCUGCAAGAGAAACUUGCCUCUGAACAGCAAAUAGAGGGGCACUUCAUUCCUAAAAACUCCUACCUGCCUCAGCGCUGGGACCAGAACAAACCUGCUGGACACGUUGCCCUGCCUGAGCCCACAUCCAGGGUCAAAGACUCCUUAGAAAGCCAUGGGGGGAGAGUAGGGAAGGUGUUACCAAUGUGCAAGCAGGCAGAGAGACAGCCUCUGGACUCUGGCACAGAUUCCUUCCCAGAGAAAGAAGACUAUAGUGUCAUUAAGAAGGAGUCAUCCCAGGUCCCUACCCAGAUGGCCGCCUACUGCAAAGCCGGCCAGGUGGUCAUGUCUCCUUUGGCAAAGAAGAAACUUCUAUCUCAAGUGUGUGAGACCAAUCCUUUCUCCUUUACCUCACCUUCUCUUCAACCUCCUCCUCCACCUGACCCGGUUCCUCCUGCUCUCCCAGCCAUAUCAGCAGCUGAAAGAGAGAGGGAGAGGAGAAAGGGCGAGGAGGAGGUGGCAGGACAGAGACAGGGAGGUGUGACAGACAGCAGUCCGGAGGUAGCGCCUGUUUUCAGGCCAACUGUUAUCCAGCAUGCCCAGAGCAGCAAGCCUCUCCAACAAGCCACCAGUGGUACAUCAGAGAGGAGUCCUCUCGGGGAGCUUUCAGAGACUUAUGGCUGCCGGACGAGCCACCACCUCCAGCCCCAAGUCACCCCACCAUGGCAGCCCUACCUUCCCCGAACCCAUGCUCAGGAUGGGGUGGAGAACGCUGGAGAGAAGCUCCUCCAGGGUCCCACUGCCCAGCCCCAGAGCUACCCAGGUGACUGCUACUCUUCCCCUCACCUGCACAGUCUCUACAGGCAAACUGAGAACUGCCUGAGCCAGGAAAGACUUGCCGGCUUCCCCAGUGGAGAGAGGAGAGGGCAUUACAUCAGGGACAGUGAAGGUGGUCAGGGCUUUGUCUGUGGUAGCCUGGAGCGAGAAGGCUUGGCCUACAGAUCUCACUACAGUGACAGGACUCAAACACAGGGAGAUAGUAGAGAGGUAGAAGACGAGCCCAGAGACUUCACUAUUUCUAAACCUCUCUCUCAGAGGGUGUCCUCCUUCUCCAAGCCCUCCUUCUGCAGUCUCCAAUACCCCAUCAUGCAUCAGGGUUUGGAUUCUCACCCCAAGGCAUGCCGAGUCCCUCCUAUGACCAUCUCGCCCCCCAAACAGAGCCCGCCGGAACCCUCUCAGCCGUUCCCCAGCCCCAAAACGUCCCCUGAUGCAUCCCUCAACAGCCCCAUUCGACCCAGUAAGCGGAGCCUAGCAGACCCCGAGAAUGAGGGCGUCCCAGACAGGAAAGUCCGAGUGGUGACGCCGAUGCACCCCGCUGGCGCCAUCCGACGCAGCGACCCAGAAGAGCUCAAACCGGCCGAGCCAGCCCAUGCCGUUCACCUCAACAACCAUCUCCCCGAGGGUCACCCGACAACCACAUAUCCCCCACCGCACGCCGCACCCCUCUACCCGGGUAUGUACCCUCCUGGCAGCCUGGUUUCGCCAAGGCCCCAGGACGGGCUGCAGCAGCACCCAGGUCUGCAGUACCUGAAGAGCCAGACAGCAGUGUCUCCCCUCGUGCCCCCGUUAGCCUUCCACUCCAUGAUGCUCCACAGGCAGCUGAUGGCGUCAGGCCCCAGCCCGCACCACUUCUACAGGCACCCGGGCGGGGCGGCACUUUACGGGGACCUGCUUCACCACUUGUACCCCCUCUCCACCCUCCCCCCGCCACAGCUGUCGUCGGUACACCCCAGCACCAGACUGUAAGAGAGAGAGGGAGGAGACACAUGCUUUGUUUUUUCCUCUUUCCUCUACCUGAGACAGUUCCUCAGCCUCUCUUUGGUUUUCUCUCUCUUGCUGUGGGAUCGUGGCUCAGUCGAAAAGAAAACACUGAUCACAAAAACUGGCAGAUUACAAACUGAUGAACUCUUCAGUCAGGCAGACUAAAAAAUUCCAUUUCUUUAGUUUUUUUUUUGUUUGUUUAUCUGUUUUGUUUAUAUACUUUGCACUGUUCUGUUUUUAUCACCACUUACUGUUUCUUUUUUUGUUUUGUCGUAUCCUUAUUUUGCACAAUGCUGACGUGUAUGUGCUCACAAAUCAGUUUGCCGCUCUCAGUCACCACAAGUCAGGUUGUUGCUCUGAACAUGUGAAAAGUGGAGGGCAACAGAGAAAAGCCAUUGUUUACUGCGUCUGAGGGCUAAACUUCAUCGCUGAAAAAAACACUACAAGUAACAUGACGAUGUAAACGAAACCCUUUAAACUAGGGAUGCGUGCACCAAUGCAAAAGUCCAACAGCUGUUUAGCGCGUUACUCAGCCAGUGGUGGUUGUAUCUGUUUACAUGUCUCCACGCUGAAAGCUGUUGCCUGUUUUUGCUACAGUAAAUCCACCUGGAUUCCUUGGAGUGGACGUGAACACACACUGCGGUGCUGCAUAACAUAAAUACUAGCUUAAUCAUAACAUACUGAGGUGCUGUGUUGACGGAUGUACUGUAGACUCACUUUCAACUCGAUUCAGGUUUUAUUCAGGAUUCAUUUCAGUUCAGUUACAACACGUAACUACCGUGUACAAUCUGUUGACAAAUCAUGAAUGAAUGUGGGUGUUUUUUAUGUUACAGUUCAUGAAACGCCGUGUUAAUGUUGCUUUCUAAAUUGAAAGUAAAUUGACCCCAACCCCUCUUGUGAUUAGUGGCCUGUAGCAGCUUGUUUUUGUCUUUUCUGACCAGCAUAAUGAAGCAGCCGUAUGCUGUGGAAUGCUCACCACAAGAAAUCACUUCUUCUUUUUUGUUCUUGACAUGAAGAGCUUGCUCUUUUUUUUGUGAACGGACUCCUUUAUUCUACAAUCUGAAAAGACUCACUGUAUGAUUUGAAAGGAAUGUUGUCAGUUAGGUUUUUUUUAUUGCUUUGCAAAUAUCUGUGCCUUUCACAGUCUUGUAUUAGAGUUAGCACUACAGUUGUUAAGGUUUAUCUUUUGUAGCAGGGUAGGAAAAUCAUAAUUAUUGUCACUCUCGUCUGUAAUGCAGCACACAGAGUCAGAAUCACAUUCUCAUACAAAACCGUACAGCACACUGGGCCAUUGGACACUAGACUUGAUAGGGAGUGAACAGUAUUUUAAUUUUUUACCUUUUGAAACAGUCUCUUCUUUGACCUGAAGGUCAGUGUGCUUAAAUAGAAGUAUUCACCUAUUUCAGCUGUGGCAGGCAGGCGAUCAUAGAGCAGGCCUACUUGAAAAGAUUUACACAUACUUGACGUUGACCCAGGUCUGGUGUCUAUCAUCCCUCAGGAGGGUGUGUUGUAUGUGUUUUCUAGCAGUGAUCAAAAGGUAGCAGGCUCCAUAAAGUAUGCUUACCAUACUCUGUAGCCUGAGGUGGGAAGACAACAGCUGCUCUGGCUUUUACAACCACUAUAACCACUGUUAAUGGCAAUCCAGGAGAGUCAAAAUACACAGUGAAUAUGUAUGGUGUUUCAAAAAAAAA
This is a messenger RNA of Myripristis murdjan (pinecone soldierfish), 5286 nucleotides long. Its product is annotated as AT-rich interactive domain-containing protein 5B-like. The transcript is spliced from 10 exons. Gene Ontology annotation, biological process: regulation of transcription by RNA polymerase II. NCBI's taxonomy places the organism in Eukaryota, Metazoa, Chordata, Actinopteri, Holocentriformes, Holocentridae. The record is from RefSeq and is a predicted model, not a curated record. The coding region runs from base 2 to 3580 and encodes 1192 amino acids. Gene Ontology annotation, cellular component: nucleus. Gene Ontology annotation, molecular function: transcription cis-regulatory region binding.